UUUCAAAAGACAACUUCUACAUUUACAAUCCAUUGUUUGUGCUGAAUCACUUUGUUUUCUAAAUUGGCAUUGCUAGACAAUCGGAUUUAGUUUAUACACCUAAAAAUUCUGUCUUCAUUAAGAUUAAAGAUGUACUGAUUUAACAAUACGUGCAGUGUUUUUUAGUGGUGUAGAACAUUCUAAGACCUGUUUCUGUGUUUCAUCCUCGUGGAGCUAAAUAAUGUGAUGAAAAUUCUGAAACUGUGUGAUUGAAAGUUGUGGAUGGUAGUUUUCUAAUCCAACAGCUGUAUAAAUUCAUUGACAAAUGUUUUGUUAAGAUUUCCACAGAUAGAAGCCUUAUUCUUACACAUGCAGUCAGCCCCCUCCACGUGACUCGCAGUCAGGGUAGGGGGUGGUGACUCUGUAUAAAUAAUCGAAUCCUUGGAGACCUUCUGCCAAAAUCCAGAAGAGCUGCACGAAGUUACAAGCUCGCCGUUCGUGCCACAGGAAAUUUGACCCCUCGUUUUGAUUAAUAAGUGACAAGAUGGCGCACCUGGAUAACUGCACCCAGGCUUCCACACCCUCCCCACUUCACGCACAGGCGGCACAAAGCGGCGGGAACUCAUACUUGUACAUUUUAAUGGUCGUCACUUUCUACGGAGUCUUCCUGUGCGGCAUCAUGCUGGGCUACUUCCACUCCAAGAGAAAGGAGAAGAGGAGGACCAACAUCUUCACCCGCCUCGUGCACGAGGAGGAGCAGCGGGAGUGGGGCGCGCUCCCCAAGAAGCACAGCCUCUCCUUCACGGCGGAGGCCGCCGCGGGAGCGCGCUCACUGAACCUGGCCUUGCCUUUCUGCGGUAACCACGGCAACCGCUUCGGACAUCUUCGCCGCGAGGGCGCGCUGCCCUCUCCGCUCGCGUGCGCGCUCUGCACGGAGCAAAGCAGCGUCAGCUCCCUGUGCUCCUCCGCGGACACGCGCUUGGCCAUCGAGGAGGAGGAGUCGGACAGUGGCAGCGGGGAGGGGCCGGAGGAGACCCCCAAGAGGCCAGUGCAGAACAGUGAGGAGGACUCCGGCUGAAAAAAAAAACAACAAGGAAGGAAGUGCAACAAGCCCCAUCAGAAGUGAUGCUCAAAAAGCAGAGGUGGAACAAAAGCUGCUCACACUUUGUACUUAAGUUGAAGUACAGGUAAUUGUGUGCCAAAAAAAAAAAAAAAGAGACUGUGGUUUAAAAGGGGCCUUCUGAUUCAACUCGUGGACUUAAAGUCAAUUCAGAUCCUGAAAAAGUAGAGAAUUUAAAAGUACAAAUACACUUUUCCUCUCAAUUGCAUACAACACAUUUGAUACUUGGCACAGCAACAAAAACACUGCCCACAAAAUAGUGAACCUCUGAUCAACUUGCAUCAUGCUCGUUCAAGGAGAAAAGGAAAAAAAAAAAAAAAAGACAGCGCUUGCAGUAAGAUAAUCGGGACUGAACAAUUGUUGUGACACAUUCAUAAAUGUAUCUAUACUGCAGAAAUAACAUUGUUUAUUUCAUUUUGCUGUCUGCUAUUGUGUGGAUGUAAAAUGGCUGCCAUAUCCCGGCACUUCAGAUCACAGUCGUUAUCCAGGAAAAUGGCGCUGUGUGGGAACUGCUUUUGUUUUCUAUACAUAUGCUUUAUUUAAUACAGAUCGGUGAUUCAAUUGUGUAACUAAUGUUUAAAAUGGACUUGCUUCAUUAUCUUAAUAAUGCAGUUUUGGAGUUUUGGAGUAGUGAACAGGAAAAACAAUCUCAAGCAGUCGUGCUUUGCUUUGUAAAACGCCAUUUCAUUCGUGAUAGAGAUUGUAUAUAUUCUUUUUAUGUGCUGUUUAGUGCAUUUACAUUGAAAUAGCUCGAAAAUACGGACACCAAUUUGCCUUGAUAUGGAAUGCAUUAGUAUCUGGCGGCAUUUCUGAAAAAAAAAAAAAAAAAAAAAGACCACUUAGCUGGAUACAUUUGUAUUAUAUCCUGAAGAAUCUCCGCCUUGCCUCAUUGCAAACGGGUUGAUGACUCAUCCUGCAGGUAUCUGAGGAAACCGCCGUCUUUUUUUUUUUUUUUUGGGCACGCUGGACUGAAACAAAUAUUUUUGCCUUUACUCUGUUAUGCUCUCAACAUGCACCUGGGACACACUUGAAAGACUGUUAAUAGGCCUGUCUGUCUGUCAACAAAUGUAUGUUUUAGCUCCCUGACAUGCACUCUGGUAAUCCGUGCUGUAAAUUUGCAUGAUCAAUAUACGUAGUGCACAUUGUGAAUGGUAUUAUCACCAUGUGUGGCUUAAUUUAAGAGGUAGUGAGAAAAAUAAAUGGUUUACUUUGUACUUACAGUACUAAUGCUCCCGUUUUGUUGUUAUACCCCAUGGCACCAAUAAGAGGCAGUCUUGUAGUGGUUAUUCAAUGAACCAAGGGAAUAGAAUGAGGGUCAAAUGAGAUUAAGAGGGAAGAAGAAAUUGCGUCCAUGUUAUUUUUGGACCUAACCUUCCUCAUGUCAUAAUUGUGUCCAAGGCAGAGAAGAAAUAUACAAUACAGUCCACUUUGUAAAGUAAUUAGAAAGAGAAUCAGUUGAACACUUCCCGGUCUAGUUUCGUAGUCGAAUAAACAGUUUACACUGCAACAAAGAUAGCAAGCUCUGUUCGAAAUAACUUUGAAAUAUGUAUUUAUUUGACGAAAUGUUGAUUUCAUUUGGCAUUAUUCUGGUUGUAGUGGGAUGUUGUAAAGUAUGUUUGCCUCAUAAUCAGAGGCGAUACUUCUAUAAUUGUACCCCUCUCAUAAGGUAACCAAAUAGAAACAUGAAAUAUGAAAUAUGAUGCAGUGUAGUUCUCCAGCACUCCCAACCACAACUACAUAAAACUAAUUCUUCAACUUGAGAAUGUCAUUUCAAUUGCAUGUGAAUGCUUAAGAGCUGAAACUGGACUGCCAUGCUGUAGAAUUGAUUGAAAUGUAAGAAAUGUAGACUGUGUGACUAGUAAAAAAAAAUAUGGGUUAUAGUUCUGAGAAUUGAAGUGCUAAGCCAGAUUCAGUUAUUAAAAAUAUAUAUAAUAGAAUUCA
Phyllopteryx taeniolatus (common seadragon) is the source of this 3040-nucleotide messenger RNA. RefSeq names its product potassium voltage-gated channel, Isk-related family, member 4 (gene kcne4). Gene Ontology annotation, molecular function: transmembrane transporter binding; delayed rectifier potassium channel activity; voltage-gated potassium channel activity involved in ventricular cardiac muscle cell action potential repolarization. The record is from RefSeq and is a predicted model, not a curated record. The transcript is spliced from 2 exons. Gene Ontology annotation, biological process: membrane repolarization during action potential; regulation of heart rate by cardiac conduction; negative regulation of delayed rectifier potassium channel activity. Gene Ontology annotation, cellular component: membrane. The coding region runs from base 524 to 1057 and encodes 177 amino acids. NCBI's taxonomy places the organism in Eukaryota, Metazoa, Chordata, Actinopteri, Syngnathiformes, Syngnathidae.